AAAAUAUUGACUAUUUUGUUGUUGUGCGUGAUUGGCUUUGCAUCAAUAUAGAAGAAAUCUUAGAUAUUCCUGCUGAAGUCUAGUGUAAUAAUUUUCUUAUAAUAAAAUAAAUCAAUAAACAAGUCUGCCCUCAAAAACUGCUGUAAUUUUUUGCAAUGUCGUCCUAUAAGCCAAUUGAUUCCAAACGAGAAGAGUUUAGAAGAUAUUUAGAGAGAGCAGGAGUGAUGGAUGCUCUUACUAAAGUCUUAGUCAGUCUUUAUGAAGAACCAGACAAACCUGAAGAUGCCUUAGAAUAUAUGAGGAAACAUCUAGGCACAGAUGGAGGAGAAGACGAGCUGGAGGCUGCUCGAGCUCGUAUAGCCGAACUAGAAGCAGAAAACGCGCUUCUAAAAGGAGACGCAGCGCCAGCAGAAGGCUAAUAAAAUAUUAUAUUAUUUUAGUAAAAUUGAUCUUGCAGAACCUGAUUGUACAAUGAUCUCAGAAGAAAAUAUUGUUGUUGAUCCUAAAGAAAUAUAACUUGUGUUAUAAGGAGAGUAUUUUUGUUAUGUUUAAGUUUUUUUGAUGUGCAAGUUGCACAAUAAAAUUUUCAGUUACUUUUUUA
Leguminivora glycinivorella is the source of this 601-nucleotide messenger RNA. Its product is annotated as c-Myc-binding protein. The coding region runs from base 156 to 419 and encodes 87 amino acids. Gene Ontology annotation, biological process: regulation of DNA-templated transcription. Gene Ontology annotation, cellular component: nucleus. Gene Ontology annotation, molecular function: transcription coactivator activity. Lineage: Eukaryota; Metazoa; Arthropoda; Insecta; Lepidoptera; Tortricidae. The record is from RefSeq and is a predicted model, not a curated record. The transcript is spliced from 2 exons.